AUGUGUCGAGGGCUUAGCGAGCCGAUCGAUCCUCCUCCCGGCGACUACUCGGACGAUGGCUGGCUGCCCAAGUGGCUGCUGGACUGGGAGAUGGACGUCGAGGACUUGAAUUCGCUGCCGCCGCCGCCGCAGAUGGAGCUGAGCCCGGACGAUCUCUUCCAGGACGAGCUCCUCCUCCAGGACGCCAUCUGGUCAAUCUCCUCGUCCAGCGCCUCCAGCAAUGCGGCCUCGCCCAUGGAUUCAUCGCCCAUCACCCCCAAUUUCCAGCAGAUCGAGCAGACAGUCCAAGAAGAGGAGCGCCGCCAACAACCGCCGCCACCCCCGCAAGUGGACGAAAUCCCCGCCAAGAUCCCCAAAUUGGAAGCGCAGGACGCCAAUGCGGGUUCUCUACUCCGCCAAUUCGCUCGAGAAGAGCAGAGGCAGACCGAUCCAGCGCCCGCGAUCGUGGAAACCCAGGGCGGCGAGUCCAAGCGAUCCAAUCCCGCCCAGCCGAUCAAGCACUACCGCGGCGUGCGCCAGCGGCCGUCCGGCAAGUGGGGCGCGGAGAUCCGAGACCCACAGCAGAGGGUCCGGCUGUGGCUGGGCUCGUACGGCACCGCCGAGGCGGCGGCGCUGGCGUACGACGCCGCCGCCAGGAGGAUCAAGGGGAAGAAGGCCAAGCUCAACUUCAAGGACGAGGAAUCGCUGGCGUACGCCAAGCUCCACCACCCGCCGGCGGCGCUGAGGAGCAAGAAGCGCGCGAGGCGGUGCACGAGCGGCGAUGGCGGCGGCGGCGGCGGCGGCGGGGACGGCAUAUUCCAGACAUAUACCCGCGGCUACGGGGAUAUUCUGGGCGCGCUGGAGGAUAUGCCCCCGGCUCUCAAGGACAAGUUUGCGCGGUUUCUAAGCGGCUGCUACGAUUCCAGCAGCUAG
This is a messenger RNA of Selaginella moellendorffii, 912 nucleotides long. RefSeq names its product ethylene-responsive transcription factor 5-like. Lineage: Eukaryota; Viridiplantae; Streptophyta; Lycopodiopsida; Selaginellales; Selaginellaceae. The coding region runs from base 1 to 912 and encodes 303 amino acids. Gene Ontology annotation, molecular function: DNA binding; DNA-binding transcription factor activity. The transcript has a single exon. Gene Ontology annotation, biological process: ethylene-activated signaling pathway; regulation of DNA-templated transcription. The record is from RefSeq and is a predicted model, not a curated record.